UGGCCCUAGUGGGCCUGGCUUUGCCCGUGGCACUACCCUUGCCUGGUGGGCUUUUCGGACCCGUUAGGGGCUCCCCCCCGGGGCUAUUAUUCCCCCCAUCACCCCUCCCCCAUUGCUGUAGGCCGUUGGCUUCUUGUAGGGGGGUCAUUUGGCUGGGUGUGUGUGGCUGAUACCACCUGGUGGGUGUUAGCCGCACUGCAGGUGACUCCUGUUGCUGGGGAAAGUUGUGCGACAUCUUUAGGGGAGUGUGGUCACUGCAGCCUUGGCUUGUUACUGGGGAGGUUGGGCGACUCCUAUUGGAGAGAGCUGUAACUGCUCUGACAAGGGCUUCUGGUGACACCUACUGGGACGAGGCUGAUACUUUUGUUUCUUGUACCUCACCUUGAGCCUGCUAAAGCAUGCCACCCAAAAAGGGAGGGGGCCCUUCCAAGGGCAAACAGCCGGUGAAACGGCCUGCACCCAAGAAACCUCCUCCAACUCUGUCCUCAUCGGAUGAUGAGGAUGGCCCUAGUAGGCAGGAGUUGAUGGAGCGCAUGGCCGCUCUGGAAAAAAGGGCAGCGGGUUUGGCAGUGGGUGGAGAUUUACCUCAGCCACGUAGGGGUGCGAAACGAGUCGCAAAAGUGGGAUUUAACAAAGAAUUUGCCUCUCGUCUGUUGGCACUAGAGAAGAUGACAGCCCUGAGUACAGGGGAACCUAGCUCCAGUCAUCAUCAUCAUCCUACUGCGCCUGAAGCGGAAGGAGAAGGCUAUCUGCCUGGGCCUGGGGACUGUGGACAGGUGGCUGUGGCGGUGGACUCUCCUCUGGCUGAAGGUGCCGUGUCGGGCCAUGAGAGGAGGAGGAUCCUGAUAUGUGGCCACAGCAUGGUGUUUUGGGCGGCCAAUCAAGCUAAGAACACGCCGAUUGGAUCCCAGUUGGGCCUGAGUGCUGUGGCCACAGUGGAGUGGCAGGGACGGCGGGGCCUCAGGUGGCCGGGCCUCUUGCCUCUCCUGUUUAGGGGGCGGUUGCAGCCGCCCCCGCACAUUGUGGUCAUCCACCUGGGUGGGAAUGACCUUGGCAUGGUACAGGGUAAGGCCCUGUCAGUGCAAGUAGCAGUGGACCUAGCAUACAUAAACGACCGAUGGCCUGGUGUGCUGGUUAUAUGGUCCGAGAUGCUACAACGUCGAGUUUGGCGGGAGGCUUUGAAUCCCAAGGCUAUUGAGAGGGCCCGCCAUAAGACCAACCAUGACAUCAGGAAGGCCUUGGGGCAGGGCUUGGAUUUUUCAAGCGCUCGGAGUUGGAGGACUUGCUCCGUGCUCCGGCGCUUUGCAGCACAGCAGCAGGGAGCUUGGCCGGGCCGGCUGGGCCUGCUGCGGGCUGUGCACGGCCCGGAGUUGUGGAGCCGCCGCCGUGGUAACGGCGGCGGAGUGUGUGGGGCGCCGCCGCCGCGGUAUCGGCGGCUCGGCGCGGCGCGGAUCUUUUCGGGCCCGGGGGCUUUGGUGGGCUAG
Eublepharis macularius is the source of this 1484-nucleotide messenger RNA. RefSeq lists its product as uncharacterized. The record is from RefSeq and is a predicted model, not a curated record. The transcript has 3 exons. Lineage: Eukaryota; Metazoa; Chordata; Lepidosauria; Squamata; Eublepharidae. Bases 399 to 1484 code for a protein of 361 amino acids.